This is a messenger RNA of Orussus abietinus, 5038 nucleotides long. RefSeq lists its product as uncharacterized. The record is from RefSeq and is a predicted model, not a curated record. Lineage: Eukaryota; Metazoa; Arthropoda; Insecta; Hymenoptera; Orussidae. The transcript has 3 exons. The coding region runs from base 79 to 2079 and encodes 666 amino acids.
GACCAUAACAACUACUUAGGUAGAUCAUCAUCCUGAGAUAAACACAAUCGUGACCGACAUCGUGACCUAUCAUCGAAUAUGCCCCCGUUAGAGGAGAAACGUUGUAGAAUUUGCCAGAAAGUAUUCUGUUGCGUGGAUUGUCGAAAGGCGCAUCAAACAAAACGACAUUCCGAGCUGAAUCACGACUGUCCAAUAUGUAUGGUUCAGAAAUUAGCUCUACCGAAGUGCUAUGAAAACUCGGAAUUAUUGUAUCAUAUAGCCAUCACUCAUCUACCACUGAUAUGUACGCUUUGUGGUGAAGAAUACAAGAAGUACAAAGACUUGGUGCAAGCUGAAAAGUGCACCUGGUGGAUGGAGCGUAGCCAACAUCUACUCCGUCGAAGUAUUCCAUUUCCAAAGUCAUUACCAGUAUUGGAUACACCGUCUCCAUUAAACGACAUUCAGAAACAUUCCGAAUCGGAUAUAAAGAGACUAUCCGUUGAUAACGAACGCAAUCGUGGCUUUGGUAACUUCACCUCUCCUCCAGAGCUAUCGAGGAACACUAGUACACCUAUGCACAUAGCUUGUGCAAACAAAACUAAUUAUCCACAAUUUAAGACUCCUAAUGUACCAAACUUUUCUCUAAAAACGCCGAAUACGCAGACUCCAGCAUCUUCCAUGUCUUCAACUUACUACGACGCAUAUUCUUUACCUACAAGAGACGAUCUGGAGAAAGACGACACGAAAGGGACUACUCGUAGUGCUUAUCUCACCGGUCUUUCUUCGCUGUCGAAGUCACAAUUAUUGGAUGACAAUUUUAAGUUGUUGGACAUAAUCCGAACUCCUAGUGCCUGUCAUAACAGUGAAUAUCAAAAGAGCAGUGCUACCAGAAAAUUGGAAGUAAUGAGGGAAGCAGAAGAGCCAAACCUUUCCGAAGCUGACAUGGAACUAACCGAGAUUCAAGGAGCCAUCAUAGAUUCCAAUCCGACGGACGAAGAGUCCAGUGAGUCCCUAUCAAAAAUCAGUCGUAUAAGCGAACGCAGGGAAUCCAUUAAAAAAGUCCGUUUCUCUGAUCAAUUUCUUGCCAAAACAGAGACCAGUAGCAGCGUCGGAUAUAAUGUAACUGAAAAUGAAAUAUUCUUUGAGGCCAGAGAGUCAAUUUCAGAGAUAGCUGUUGGAAACCAAGAAGAAAACCCGCCGCAGGAGGACGUUAACGUGAAAAGUAAAGGAGAUAGCAACGCGGACGCGAAAACCACUGAAAAUCUGAGCAACGGCAAUGCGGCUCAUCCAAUUUCUUGUCGGUCUGGACAAUCACGGGUCGUCAUGAUGUUAUUGUUGGAGAACAAUGGUAGCUUAAACACCACGGAUUUGGUUCCGUUGAUUGACUCCAGUCUUAAAAAGUUGGAGCAGACUGCGGCGAUUGAGUUAAAUGCUAUGAAUCGGACGGAUGCGACUUCGUCGAAACAUAUGAGGACCAUUACCUCGUCAGACCGCUACGUUAGCGUUUCUGCCGUAGAGAGAACUACGGGCCACAAUUCCGCGUUAUCAAUGUUCGGAAUCCCUAGGAUAUUAUCAACGUCGAACGAGGAAACAGGCUCCAAAGGAAUAUUCUCGGCUGUGGCACGUGCAGUCAAGUGUGCAAUAAAAAAUCUAUCCGGUUCCAGUGUACCGUCGAGCGCUUCGAGGAGAACGGCUGUGCAAAAUGAAAAUGCCGAUCCAGCGUCGUCUAUUUCAUUACCAUCGACUUCUCUUGGAAACGUUUUGACCGACGCCACCUCAUCCGUCCUUAACCGACCCGGAAAGAGAUCCAGGGAGCUUAUCGAAAGCCCACCUGCAAGGUCCUCCGCAAAUUUAGGUCCUCAGUACGAAACUACAAACAGUCCUGCUACGAAAAAACACCGUACUUGGGUUAAAAUCAAAUGUAGAGAACCCAUCGCAAGAAUGAGAGGUAAUCCUUCGGAGAACGAUCAAGCGGCGAAUCCAGUCUCGACGAAAAGUGCAUCUUCCGAAACUCAAAGCUUUCAACAGGGACCUCUUAAAGUUGCAGACCCUCUACUUCCGAUACCACCUCGAGCGCAUCAAUCUACGCAGACUGAGUGAUAGAUUCGCAUACCUUAAAUUAAUCUAUACUAGUCGACAGGUUUUAAUUUAAGUUUAGUAUGUUAUUAAAAUUCGUAAUCGCUUAGCACGGCCCCACAUAUUUAUCAUUUUUCAUAGAGUAAUUCGUUUGUAACUAGUAACGCAAUAUGUGUUUCGGUAUAAAAGCACUACAGAUAGGAUCAAGUAUUUGUUAACACUAAAAAAGAGUUACGUUUAUCAACAUUUUUAAUGUAUUUGAUAAUUUGGAGCGAGACUGCGUAUACCGUUCUUCAACUAUCUAAUACGAGGUGGUUCCUUAGCGUAAUCUUAAUAAAAGGUCGAUUGAAAUCAAUUGCGAUUAGAGGGAGUUAAUCGGGCCUUUUACAUUACGAGGUUCAACAUCCUCUCCUCGCAUUUAUUUUUGUCAAUCAUUUACCACUGGAUUAUUCAAAUUUUAUUCCGAAGCUGCUUCGUCCCGCUUAAAUACAGAUUAUUAUAUUAAUAUCUCUGUGAUUGAAAAUCGCAUCGGUUCGUAUCGUGAAAAAUAGAAUUCUGUAAACAGCUCAGUGAAUCCAACUUUUAUCGCACAGCGAACUCGGCAUAUCCCACUCGGCCGACAAGGAAUUCGUUGGCGAGCUUAACGUCAUCAUCAAUACAAUUACCAUCUUUUUACGCGGUUACAAAUUUAAGGUGUACUAUUUUUUCUCACUUUUCCAAAUUGUAAAUGGCUAUUGUUACCGUUAUACAAGUACGAACGGCAAUGUCAUACGUACAUUACUAACUUCCUUCAUAAAACAGGUUCAAGGAUUCGUCCUUUGGUAGAUUAUGAGAGUACGCUUCACAUUCAAUGCGCGUUAUUGAAACAAUGGUGACAUCGCAAUUGGUGUCAUUGACGACGCGACGUAUUUGGUGUGGUCAAUUCUUUAAUGGAAUUGCGCGAUAAUACUUGGAGCAUAUCAAAUUCUAAUUUGUUCGUCGAUACUUAUUAUUCGCUGCGACUGAAAAAUAUUUCCCUUAAAUGUAAAUAGAAGAUGUAAGGUGCAAAAUUAAUUUAAGUAGAUGCGCAUCGAAGGCGAGUUUAGAAGGAAUUUUGGCAAAGCAGACUUUUCGAAAUCGAGCGGCAAUGUGCGUGCAAUGUCGGUUAAUAAAGUAAAUGUAAAUAAACAAUGUAAAGUACGAAAUUGGUCCUAGUAGAUGCGCCUCGAAUGCGAGUUUAGAAGGAAUUUCGGGAAAGCAGACUUUUCGAAAUCGAGCGGCAACGCGCGUGCAAAGUCGGCUAUCGGUGAAAUGCCUGAGAACAAAGCCAACGUGGGGGGGCUUCGUUUUUUUACUCGUUCCGGUUCGAAAGGAACCGUCCACCAAUCGUGUUCUCAAUAGAAGAUGAUUUACCGAGGUACACCAGUAGUUUGUCUGGUUCGUGCGAUCGAGCGAGUCGACGUGGAAUCGUCACGCCGAUUAGAUCCUAUCCGAUCGAAGGUAUGAUCUCUCAUUUCUAUUCCUUCACUGAGUACUUCCUAGCUCUUGAUAACUUGUAAUCAUUACAAAAUAUGCCAUAUUCAAGUAAGCCCACGUACCCAGUUGUAUAUAAUUGAAAUGUUCCCCUCCCAGAGAAUUUGAAAAUAAGGAGCGUUAUCUCGCUGCAAAGAGUCAUACGUCUGAACCAGACACUGAUUACGAUCGACAUUUUUUUCUUUGACCGAAAAUUCCUUGACUUACAACCAAUACGUCCUCGAUCGAACUUCACCUAAAUUUUUCUGCCGCUAUUUUGAAAAGAACGCUUACCAAAUUGGUCUCAAGAUAAGGAAAUCAAUGGCAUAAAUAAUAGCGGAUAGGAAAUAGAUAAGCAAAUUAAUGGAUGUAAAUUCUACGUAUGUAUACGAAAGAAAACCGGGAUUUAAUUGUAAGACGGUAUACGAAGACAGAGUGAAUAAAUCGGAAUUUCAAACUUUAUAUUUAGUUAAGUACCGUGUCUAGAGAUUAACGCAAGAGAUACACGUUUCCUUGACUACGUACAUAUGUAUACUCGGGCUCAUUAUACACACGUAAAUAGUUAUCGGGUAUGUAAGUUCGAAUCUUGGAGUGUAAGAACUCGAGUGGCCUUCCAAGAGUCGGUCGAUGAAUCGGUAACCACGCGCUUCCAUGAGUACGUACAAGUAACGAGUUGGAGUGCAGUAUUUGUUUGAAACCGGUAGAGAGAAGUCAUAUAUUGUGAAGUGUUAGAUACAAUAAAUGACACGGUGAUACGUGUGCGUGCCCCUAAACGUUUCCGUGACACCUGAUUAUCGCGAUAGAAAUUCAACGCGAGAUAAGUGGAAUCGCUCUUAGAUUUAUCAAUUAAGUCGACCUCUUAUCGCGGUGAAAAUUUAUUCCGUUUUUCCUACUUGCCCGCACUGCAAACGCGUGUGUAUGCUUCAAAGUUGAUAGUUCCGUUUUUCAAAAUAGUUGUAAUUGAAUACAAAUAAGGCAAGACUAAGAAAUGGCACCACGGUAAAUGUCCAUUCCUUAAAACGCGGAUCGUCGCGCAAAGUGUGCCUGUUAAUUCCAAUUACCGUAAUUGUAGCUGUUAUUUCCGAUUACCCAUCCGUGACCAGUGGAUAUGUAAUUUGUUAUUUGCCCCAACGUUGAUGGCGAGUCCAGAUAUUAAGUUUCGUUGGUAAGAUGUGACAAUAAGACACGAUGCGAUUAAACGCAUUCCUCGAUCAGCUGAUAAAACGAUAUUCUCCCCGCCGUCAAAGAUUGUCAAUUGAUACAAAUUAAAAGACACUGGAUUAACACCGACGUGAAACAUUAAAAUGGGCCAUUAAUCUUAACAAUUGCUGAUAACCGGUAUUUAAAUGUUACUUUUAUCCGCCUUUUUCCGUCUUCGCCUCGGCUACUCUUUCUCAUUUUUCCGGCGAUUAUGUGCGAUGGAGAAUAUAUCAGAUAUCUCGAUAUAUUGUAAAUUGCUACCUGCAAUAAAUUCGGAGAAUGGGACAAGUAA